This is a messenger RNA of Brugia malayi, 1347 nucleotides long. RefSeq lists its product as uncharacterized. Lineage: Eukaryota; Metazoa; Nematoda; Chromadorea; Rhabditida; Onchocercidae. The transcript is spliced from 8 exons. Gene Ontology annotation, biological process: mitotic cell cycle; microtubule cytoskeleton organization. The coding region runs from base 1 to 1347 and encodes 448 amino acids. Gene Ontology annotation, cellular component: cytoplasm; microtubule. Gene Ontology annotation, molecular function: structural constituent of cytoskeleton; GTP binding. The record is from RefSeq and is a predicted model, not a curated record.
AUGCGCGAAGUGAUAUCAGUACACGUGGGCCAAGCUGGUGUUCAAAUUGGAAAUGCUUGCUGGGAAUUGUUUUGUUUGGAGCACGGGAUUCAACCUGAUGGACGUAUGCCAUCAGAUAAACAGAGCCAAAUUGACGACUCGUUCUCAACAUUCUUCUCAGAGACGGGGACUGGUCGUCAUGUCCCGCGAGCAAUUAUGGUUGAUCUGGAACCAACAGUAGUAGAUGAGAUCAGAACCGGAACAUACAAGCAGCUUUUUCAUCCUGAGCAGAUGGUCACCGGUAAAGAAGAUGCUGCGAAUAAUUAUGCACGAGGACAUUACACAAUUGGGAAAGAAGUGAUUGAUUUGGUACUUGACCGCAUCCGACGUUUGGCUGAGAAUUGUACUGGUUUACAGGGUUUCUUGAUUUUCCACUCGUUUGGUGGCGGAACUGGUUCGGGUUUUACGUCACUGUUGAUGGAACGAUUAUCUGUUGACUACGGUAAAAAGAGUAAAUUGGAAUUUUCGAUAUAUCCAGCUCCGCAAGUUUCUACCGCUGUUGUAGAACCAUACAAUUCUAUACUUACGACCCAUACUACUCUUGAACAUUCUGAUUGCGCGUUUAUGGUUGAUAACGAAGCUAUUUAUGAUAUUUGCCGUCGCAAUUUGGAUGUUGAGAGACCAUCGUACACAAAUCUUAAUCGGCUCAUUUCGCAGGUUGUGUCGUCAAUAACUGCCUCCCUUCGGUUUGAUGGUGCCCUGAAUGUGGAUCUUACGGAGUUCCAAACAAAUUUGGUACCUUAUCCUCGUAUUCAUUUCCCUUUGGCUACUUAUGCACCUGUUAUAUCUGCGGAGAAAGCAUAUCAUGAAUCUCUCUCAGUAGCAGACAUCACAAAUGCAUGCUUUGAACCAGCUAAUCAGAUGGUUAAAUGCGAUCCUCGACAUGGGAAGUAUAUGGCGGUAUGCCUUCUUUAUCGUGGUGAUGUUGUACCGAAGGAUGUGAAUGCUUCCAUCGCUAGUAUUAAGACGAAGCGUACCAUUCAGUUUGUUGACUGGUGUCCAACAGGUUUCAAAGUUGGCAUAAAUUAUCAGCCACCUACAGUUGUUCCUGGUGGUGAUCUGGCAAAGGUACCUCGUGCUGUUUGUAUGCUUGCGAAUACGACGGCAAUAGCGGAAGCGUGGGCAAGACUUGAUAACAAAUUUGAUUUGAUGUAUGCAAAGAGGGCUUUCGUGCAUUGGUAUGUCGGAGAAGGCAUGGAAGAGGGAGAGUUUUCAGAAGCGCGAGAGGAUUUGGCAGCUCUCGAGAAGGACUAUGAAGAGGUGGGAAUUGAUUCGUUGGAAGGUGAAGGCGAAGGCGAAGAGUACUGA